This is a messenger RNA of Penicillium canescens, 1269 nucleotides long. RefSeq lists its product as uncharacterized. NCBI's taxonomy places the organism in Eukaryota, Fungi, Ascomycota, Eurotiomycetes, Eurotiales, Aspergillaceae. The transcript has 2 exons. The coding region runs from base 1 to 1269 and encodes 422 amino acids. The record is from RefSeq and is a predicted model, not a curated record.
AUGACUAGAGCAACCUCAUUCACUAUCACGGAGCCUCCCGUGCUACACAAUAUCCAUCAGAUCAAUGGAAAACUUUCUUCGCCAUCAAGAAAGGGAUUUCCUGCGGUUUGGAUGAGAUCUGGCACUUCAAAGGGUCUCUUCAUCCACCAGAAAGACCUCCCGGAAUCUACUAAGCUCUGGGAACCAAUUCUGGUAUCUGCCAUGGGAUCUGCAGGAGGAAAUGCGAGACAGAUUGACGGGGUGGGCGGUGCUACAUCUACAACUUCCAAGGUAGCAGUCGUUGCAAAAUCUCAAGACCCCAACGUUGAUGUCGAAUACACGUUCAUCCAAGUAGCGCCAGAUCAGGCCAAGAUUGACAUGACUGGAAACUGCGGCAAUAUUGCCUCUGGCGUGGGACCUUUUGCGCUUGACGAAGGGAUUGUGAGGGCGACUCCGGGACAAACGGAGAUCGAUAUUCGGAUCCUCAAUACCAACACUGGGCAGACAUUAGUGGAAACAGUCCAAGUGGCUCCCGGCGGAAGUUUUCAAGAAGAUGGCGACUUUUGUAUUCCCGGUGUCCAAGGCACAUCGAGUCCUAUAAAGGUCGCAUUUCUAAACCCUGGGGGCAGCAUGACGGGUCGGAUGUUUCCCAGUGGGGUACCGCAGGAGAUUCUGACUGUUGAUUCUCUCUUUGCGGGAACAUUUCAGGUGCGAGUUAGUCUGGUGGACGCUGCAAAUCCCUUUGUCCUCGUAGACGCAUCUUCGAUUUCCAUCAAGGGCUCCUUCUCUUGGCCAAACCAAGAUGAGCCUGCUUUCCUGUCUAUCGUCGAAGAUAUCCGCCGUGCAGGGGCUGUGCAAUUCGGGUUGGCUGAGAAUUUAGAGACAGCGGGUCAAGUGCGAGGGACGCCGAAGAUUGCUUUCUUGUCUCCGACGGCUGAAGAAGACGAGGAUUCAGAUCUUCAGGUCCUUGCUUUCACCAUGGGAAAGCCCCAUGCAAGCCUCCAGUUGACUGGUGCAGUGUGCCUCGGAGCGGCUGCAUCGAUUCAUGGAACGGUUGCGUGGGACUUGGCAGGAAGGAAAGGAAUGAACAGAGUGCCGAAGCAUGGGAUGUCUUUGAACGGCCAUGAAAUUGCGUCUCCAUUGCCCACCGGCAUUCGACACCCUGCUGGGGUAAUUUUCGUGGAGACAAUGUUGGGAAUGGAUCAGAAAGGGAAGGUUAACGUGGAUAAAGUGGCGGUCUUUCGAACGGCGCGCCGGCUUUUUGAGGGCAACGUGUUUUACCGAGAAUAA